GAAACUAAUGCCAUUUUGGCUCAACAUGACCCGCAUUGAUUGGGAUUCAUAACACUGAACUGCGUAGAGCCAAGAUGGCCACACUAGACAUCAGUUUCGUAACCGCUAAGCUAAAUCUCGGGGAGUGGGUUUUGUGCGCCUUCACCGAACUGUUCAAUAGCUGGAGGCUGGAGGAACAGGAGUUCUAAGAAGAUAGAGGAAUCAAGGGGAAAAUAAACCGAAGGCGAAUCGUUGCUGAUAAGCUAGCAACCGUACGGUUUCGUGGCUAUCAUAAAUAUGCUGGAUACAAGCUAAAAAGGCAACAGAGGUUUCUUAGCGCACGGGUGCGUGAAGAUGAGGGUUCCUCAGGAAUGGGUGCCAGGUGUGUAUCUAACGGGAAGGAAUGACUGCCUGGUGACUGGCCUCAGUGUGUUCCACUGAUACUGCUGAAGAGGAUCUGGGUGCAGGCUUGUGUCAUCAACUGGGGGAGGAGGAGAAUCGGGUUAGACUCACAGGAAUGCACAGUCAAGCAUAUCCAUACAGCAUUCAGCAGGGUGGAGCUUCCUGACCCAUGGAGAAUUACUUCCAGGCAGAAGCCUUUAACCUCGACAAGGUGCUGGACGAGUUUGAACAGAACGAAGAUGAGACAGACACUUCGACUCUUUCUGAUGCUAAGUGGACCCAGAUUUUGGCUCCGUCCACCCACCUGUUGUCCCUGAACCCUGCCAUCGGGAAUGCCGAUGAGGACUUGUGCCCCCGGGACCCCCGUCCAUUGAGAAUCAAGCCCCUUGACGAGAGCCCGUAUGGGACCAGGGCAAACCUGUCCAAUGGCGAUGAGCGGGAGCCUUCCCCGGAGCCAGAGGCCUGGGUCGACACCAGGUCCCUCUCUCCCCAGCCCAACAUUGGCAAGCUAGUGAGCAGCAAGGGUGAGGUUCCAGCAGCCCCAUCCCCCAGAGCAGUCCUGAGGACAGACUCCGGGAAUCUUGCACCGGCCUUGGAGAACGGCUGUCCAGAUGUCAACGGUUGCUCCGACGACCUGGACGGUGUCAAAGGUUGCUCUGAAGACCUUCCUCCCAUCAACCAAACAAAGAUCUCACAGCCCCACAACGAUGCUCUUGAAGAGCAUACGGAAAUGGAGGGCAACUAUUUUAAAGAAUGUCAUUUUUCCGUUGAAAAGGAGAAGAGGAAUUUGGUUACGCUUGGAGUUGAAGACCUCACUUUGAACGAGAUGCAGAAGUUGCAGGAUUACAACAGCAUCAUCGGGUCACCAAAGGGACAGCAUGACCUGGAUGUACGAAAGAAGCCUUGGGCCAGAGUGGGAGAUGUCACAGCAUCUGUGGGCGUUGAAGGUCACAGCGAAGGGAUGGAGUCAGAUGCCACAAGUCAGCCAGAAAAGAUCCUGAAUGGAGGGAUUGUGGAACUGAGUGACAGUGAGGAAACCUGCGUGCAUGUUAAAGAUAUUUCAACACAGGAGACAUUGACCAUCAUGGAGGCAGGAGAGAAGGAGGAGAGUGAUGGCACUGUUUCAAGUGUCUCACCAGAGGAAGAAAAGCAAACUGAGGCAACUUUUCAGGGAGAUUUCCACUUUCCGGCCCGCUCCCCCGAAGGCUUGGACAUAGAGGACUCUGGUUUCUUGGCUGACGACACAUCCUCUCAGGCUCCCCUCUCAAAGGAGGACUCUGUGACAGAGGAGAAGGAGGUGGAGGAGAGCAAGCUGGAGUAUUUUGACCAAACCCGUGGCUUAGAGGUGGGGGGAACGGGAUUGGGUGCAAGGUCCCUGAACUUUGAUGGCGGGCAACUCCAGACCGCCAGCGUGUCAUACGGAGGGGCGCGGCCCAAGCAGCCCGUCAGCACUAAGCUGCAGGGCACCCGACUGCUUUCGGGCCAGGCCUUGAGUGAGCCGGGCCCACACAGCAAGAACAAGAACCUGGAGCCGCAGUUACAGCCUGGAGCCGACCCGUCCUCCGGCGAUGGAUACCAGGAGGACUCGGGUCUGACCCGGGUGAACGGAGAGAAUGGAGCAGGGUUUCAUUUAGGAGGGGACUUGAUGCCAUCUCUGCUGCUGCCCCCCGAAAGCCCAGAUAAUGAUGUCCAAGCUGGGCACCUUGGGUUACUCUCCAAAAAGCCAUUCAGUGCUCUGGGAGAAGUGGCCCCUGUGUGGGUCCCUGACUCCCAGGCACCCAUCUGCAUGAAGUGUGAGGCCAAGUUCACCUUCACCAAGCGGAGACAUCACUGUCGAGCCUGCGGGAAGGUGUUCUGCGCGGCCUGCUGCAGUCUGAGGUGUCGGCUCAUGUACAUGGACAGGAAAGAGGCUCGCGUCUGCGUCACCUGUCACUCUGUGCUGAUGAACACGUGGGAGAGCUCGACCGGUGCCUCUAACCAGAGCCCAAACCCCAACAACCCGUCCGAGUACUGCUCCACCAUCCCGCCCCUUCAGCAGGCCCAGGCCUCGGGAGCGCUCAGCUCGCCCCCGCCCACCGUCAUGGUGCCUGUCGGCGUCCUCAAGCACCCAGGCGCUGAAGGAACCCUUUCCCGGGAGCAAAGGAGAGUGUGGUUCGCUGACGGGAUCUUGCCCAACGGGGAAGUUGCGGACUCCGCCAGCGUCCCUGUGCCCUCAGGCUCCCUGACCGUGUCGCUCGACUGCGACAAGCCCGCAGCAACCGACGUUCCAGGGGCUGUCUCCGUCCCCCCCGCCCCGGGUUCGGGAGGACCGGCGGGCAGCCCCGUGGGCAGCUCCGUCAACCUGAUCCCCGAGGACGGGCUCCCUCCCAUCCUCAUCUCCACCGGCGUCAAAGGAGGUACGGGGAGCCAGCUCACAGACUACGCGGUGGAGGAGCGGCCCUCUGAGAUACUGCUGAUGCAGCAGCUGGAGGAGGGCGGUCCGGACCCCCUGGUGUUCGUGCUCAACGCCAACCUGCUGGCCAUGGUCAAGCUGGUUAACUACGUGAACAGGAAGUGCUGGUGCGUGACCACCAAGGGCAUGCACGCCGUGGGCCAGGCCGAGGUGGUGGUGCUGCUGCAGUGCCUGCCCGACGAGAAGAGCGUCCCCAAGGACGUCUUCAGCCACUUCGUGCAGCUCUACCAGGAGGCCCUCGCAGGGAAUGUGGUGAGCAACCUGGGCCACUCCUUCUUCACCCAGAGCUUCUUAGGCAGCAAGGAGCACGGAGGCUUCCUCUACAUCAGCCCCACCUUCCAGUCCCUGCAGGACCUGCUGCUGCCCAACCCGCCCUACCUCUUCGGCAUCCUCAUCCAAAAGUGGGAGACCCCCUGGGCCAAGGUCUUCCCCCUCCGCCUCUUGCUUCGGCUGGGAGCCGAGUACAGAUUCUACCCCUGCCCCCUGUUCAGCGUGCGCUUCAGGAAGCCGCUGUUCGGAGAGACCGGCCACACCAUCAUGAACCUCCUGGCGGAUUUCCGUAAUUACCAGUACACUUUGCCGGUGGUGACGGGCCUUGUGGUAGACAUGGAGGUUCGGAGGACCUGCAUCAAGAUACCAAGCAACCGAUAUAAUGAGCUGAUAAAGGCCAUGAACAAGUCCAACGAGCACGUGCUGGCCAUGGGGGCGUGCUUCAACGAGCGUGCCGACUCCCACCUCGUCUGCGUGCAGAACGACGACGGAAACUACCAGACGCAGGCCAUCAGCAUCCACAACCAGCCCCGCAAAGUUACAGGCGCCUGCUUCUUUGUGUUUAGUGGAGCCUUGAAGGCAUCAUCUGGAUACCUGGCCAAGUCCAGCAUCGUGGAAGACGGCGUGAUGGUGCAGAUCACCGCUGAGAUGAUGGAGGCCUUGCGGCAGGCCCUUCGGGAGAUGAAGGACUUCGACAUCCCCUGCGGGAAGGCCGACCAGGAGGAGUGCCAGGAGCACAUCCACAUACAGUGGCAGGAGGAUGAAUCCAACUUCAACAAGGGGGUCAUCAGCCCCAUCGAUGGGAAGUCCAUGGAGUCCAUAACCAGUAUCAAAAUCUUCCAUGGGUCUGAGUACAGGGCCAGCGGGAAGGUCAUUCGCUGGACAGAGGUGUUCUUCUUGCAAAGCGAGGACCAGCCCAAUGGCCUGAGCGACCCUGCUGACCACAGCCGUCUGACGGAGAAUGUAGCACGAGCUUUCUGUGUAGCACUGUGCCCUCACCUCAAGUUGUUGAAAGAAGACGGCAUGGCCAAGCUGGGGCUACGUGUCACGCUGGACUCCGACCAGGUGGGGUACUUAGCAGGGAGUAAUGGACAGCCCCUGCUCCCUCAGUACAUGAAGGACCUGGACAGUGCCCUGGUGCCAGUAAUCCACGGUGGAGCCUGUCAGCUGAGCGAGGGACCCGUGGUCAUGGAGCUUGUCUUCUACAUCCUGGAAAACAUCUCAUAGAUAGAAAAGGACAGUCUCUUCCACCUGUCUCCUCAAGGAGGUCAGCGCUGUUCACCCCGUCUCCUAAAAGUGGGCCAUCAUCCAGUCAUCUCCUGAAGGAGGAAACUGUCCGUGACCCUUUCCUCUUUACCCGUCCCUUCCUCAUCCCACCAGCCCAAACAUCUGCAAUUCCAAGAGCCUGAAAGCUGUGCUGAGAACGUGCUCCUCCGGUCCGAUCUUCUAUGCACCAUAUCCAACAACUUUCCAGGCCUGGGCAGCCAACGGACUCCGUCAUCAUCACGGGCUUCCACGCUGCAGCAGCGUCCCUUCCCAUAAUGCCGCUGUGGGACAGGAGCGGGCGCGGCGUGCUCUCGGCAAGGGCGGGGCCUGCCGCGCCGGAGACCUCUCUGUAGCACCCACGCGCCGGCCGGACUCCCCCAAACCCGCGACCGUGAGACCUCCGUGCCGGCCGGGGGCCUUCGAGAGCCAAGAGUCGUUCUGCCACAACUGGGGGGACUGCUUCCAGUUCAGAGGGAGGGGCUAAUCGUGGACGUGGGGUGGGGGGAGGAGGGGACGGUCGAGCGAUUCGCACGCUUGUGCUCAGUGCCUGGGCUGGGAUUCCUAAAGAAGCGCGGUUCUUCUGGCCUCCAGUCUCACCUCGUAGCUUUAUUAAACGAUCACUCAACGCUUUACUCCGUGCAAGAAGAGAGCGCAGCCGCUCCGGCGGACAUCUUGCGCUGAGCCAGUCAAGACGCGAGCAGUACGAUGUACAUCAGGACAGAGGGUACGAUUACAAGGACCUCCUCUGUGUGGAAAGUCACCAGCCAGUGGAUCCUGUUGCGAUGGUGAAGAUACCGGUCAGUUGUGUCUUAACUGCUGCUUCAGGUGUUUUUUUUAUAUUAUUUAUUUUGAGCAGAUGAUGGUUUAUCGCUUUACUUUUGGAAAGCUCUGGUCCGGAAUGUGUGGACAGGUCCCUUUGGGCCGAACGGCGAUGGAGCUCUUAGAAACUGCGACCCACUUUGAAGAGACAGAAGUGACGCUUCAUUCACACGUAUCAGUUCAGAGCAGACGUCGAUCCAGCAGCCUUUUAAUCACCCGGACGAGUCGGCAGGUCCUAGUGCCAGGUUGAUCAGUGCGUUCUCAUAAGGAUCAUUGGAUGUGUGCAGCAACUGCUCUAAACUGAUGAUUGUGAGGAAGUGCACUGUGCUGCAUGUAGAGCGGGUUGGUUAGCAUGACCCCUAACAGGAUGUGGUAAAGCAGCAGGACUGCCCCUCCCAGGGUGCCCCUCCCCCCCUCCACGUUAAGUGGUCUUCCUCUGGGUGCAUCAGCCUCUAGACUCAUUUUAUAACUUAGCUUUUCAUUUCAUUUUACACAAGAGCAGUAUUGAAAAUACGCUGUCAACCAGGGAACUGGUUUUAGCACUUACGCUUCAACUGAAACGAUGAAUCAAAUUUAAAAUGGAGGUACUGACAAUGCAUUGAAAUGCAUGGAUCCUGAGCCACAACAUGUGGAGGGAAGAAGGAGGUGAUUAAGUGAGUUGGUGUGACCAAUGCGCAGCAUAGAGUUGUUUUCGGGGGGGUUAAUUACUAGGGUCUCCCUCCCAGGCAAAAAGGGGUGCACCCUCAGAAGCCUGGUGAGAAUAGACAUCAGCAAGGAAGCUGUCUUUCAGACAACCUCUUCCAAACACCAAAAUAUCACUUAUGUCUUUAGUUAUUUAACUGGAUCUUUUUGUGCUCAUAAAACCAGUUGUGAUUUAACAGACAACCCUGUUUCAAAAACAAGUGCUGGCAGUAUCCAGGGCACAGAAUUUGCCAGCAUGUACAGUGAGAGCGUACUUGAGUGCUGAGGACUUGAGUGCCCUGGAUACUGCCAGCACUCCGGAAUGCAUCAACAUAAACAGCUAAGCUAUUUGCUAUAGAGGGUAUGCACAUGACGUCACAGUAAGUGGAAGUGAGUGGCAGCGUUAGCGUUCAGCUUGAAUGCCGC
Molecule: messenger RNA, 6295 nt
Organism: Anguilla anguilla (European eel)
Lineage: Eukaryota; Metazoa; Chordata; Actinopteri; Anguilliformes; Anguillidae
Product: zinc finger FYVE domain-containing protein 9-like
Exons: 20
Coding region: 551-4330 (1259 amino acids)
Biological process (GO): endosomal transport
Cellular component (GO): early endosome membrane
Molecular function (GO): metal ion binding
Source: RefSeq, a predicted model, not a curated record